Molecule: messenger RNA, 2002 nt
Organism: Anopheles merus
Lineage: Eukaryota; Metazoa; Arthropoda; Insecta; Diptera; Culicidae
Exons: 4
Coding region: 1291-1962 (223 amino acids)
Source: RefSeq, a predicted model, not a curated record
ACGCGCAACCUUCCGAUGCGUACGCGCGUUCGGUGUUCAUUCGCUUGAAAUACUCGCGGCGAAGCGGAUCGUGCUCUUGAGCGAGUGUCUCUAAUAUCCCCCCACCAGAAAGUGAAUAUAAGCAGAGGGAUUUUGGUUGGGUAGAUGUGAAAAAUAAAUCAGCCAGUUUUAAUCGUGUGACCCAAGUGACAAAACGCUCAAGUUCGGUGGAGGCGCGCCGGUGUGUACAUACGCCAAAGUCAAAGGUUACUUACCAGCGGUAGAAAUAAAAACGGUGAAGGUGAAAGCAGAAAAAGGAGGGCAGACGAAACGUUAUUUCGGGGCGUGUGUGUAUUUGUGUGUGUGUGCGUGCUGGAGUGUGUUGGCGAGCGUUAGGAAAUGAUCGUCAGCCGGCCGUCGUCGAACGCGCGACGGAAAGGUGAUCGCGGUGAACGCAACCGACGGUGAGCGAAUAACGUCGCUCGCGGUGGUGUUUGAUUGUGUGCCCCUUCACAAGUGAGGUGAGGUAGAAGAGCAGUAGAAGCCUGGGGAAGAUGUGAGAUAUAUCCCACGUCUGGAAGUAAACGCAGGACACGCUCAUCCACGCAGGGAAAGGCAAAGGAUCGCUUCGUAUUCAGCGCGAAGCCCCAUCGUCCAUUUUGUUCGCAAAGCACAAAAGCAAGUCUGUACUCGCGCGCGCUCGUGUGUGUGUGUGUUCCAACAAUAUCAACCCUACUUCCACCCCUACUCAGCGGGGUUGCCGGCAGUACCCCUCGAACUGACCGUUGAAGGAAAUCAAAGAUCAGCGGUAGCGGCGGCGCCGGCGUGUUUGGUGUUGUUGCGCAGUUUUUUUAGCACACUGCGAGCCGACGACGGACACGGCGCACAAAACACGGCAAAACAUUAGCGAACGAUCGACCCAACUGACAGCCGGUAAUACGAGAAGAACGGAACGCCCUUUCGGUACGGUAAGGAGGCCAAACAUAAGGAGCUUUUUUUUCGGCUUUGGAAAUCGACCAUCCAAAACACGGCUGACGUCACACACGGCAGUGUUCAGAAGAGAACUUUGUAUCACAGAACCAAACAGAAGACAAGUACUUCUCUUCCACGUCCCCAAAAGGCCCUCGAUCGGUUAUUUUUUUGUGUGCUGCUAGCGUUUGUUGGUGCGGUUCGUUGCGUGUGCCAUACAAUUGAAGGGUUGUGGCAGCAGCAGCAGCAGCAACAGCAAAAAAGGCCAAACGUUUCAGCCAACAAUCAAGCAUCUUCUGCGUGCUCUUCUGUGGAUAAAAAAGAAGCAAAAACGAACCAGACAUGCUGAACCUCGAGACGGGCGAGAUCGAGUACGGCACGGUCGGCGGGUACGAUCGUGAGCGUAUCUAUCUGGACAAGGAGACGGGCGAGGUGAGCAGCGACCCGACCGAGCAGGCCGGGUCGCGGCGGCGGCGCUCCAAGUUCCACAUACCGAAGCAGUACCUCCGCAAUCAGUGCGGCAUCAUCGGCCGGCGGCCAGCGGCACCGGCCGCCCCGAGCGUCAGCUGCGCGCUGAUGGCGUGCAAGCAAAAGAUGAUACCGAUGAUGAAGAGUAUUACUCUAGGCUACGCUCUGCUACUACUACUGCUACCGAACGCGAUGGACCAAUGCACGCCUGAAGGGGCGCGUGCGCCCGCGGACGAGGAGAUUACGGUCGGCUAUAACAGUACCGCACAUCUGCUCUUCCUGCUGCCGCUGCUGUUCGUGACGCCGAAGCUGUUCGCGCUCGUCAUCUCGUUCGUCGAGGUGAUGCUGCACAUGUGGGCCCACCGGAAGAACAGCACAAACGGCAACCCGGACGUCUACUACCGCAGCCCGAUGCACGUAGUGACGCGCCAGUUCUGCGAGGUGUGCCGCCACGAGCGGCUGAUGGGCCGGGUCGGGAAGCUGCAGGACGUGCGGAUGAAGCAGAUGCAGAACUACUUCCGGAAGGUUACGCGAAACAUUGCUUAGCGAAAAAGAAGAAAAACAAAAACAUCCCCGGAGGCGCUUG